UUCUCUGUUGGUGCAGAGCUCUCUGGGAAAUGUGGUCCCUCCGGGCGUCCUGGGGCGGUGGCCACAACUCCUGCGGCCCCGGCUGCCAGUCGGGCGUGGACCCGGGAUGGCUGGACCGGGUGGCUCGGGGGUUCCGGUCGGGGCCGGGGCCCUGGCAGGUGGGGCGCGCUCUAAGGUAGCUCCGAGCGUGGACUUUGAUCACAGCUGUUCAGACAGUGUCGAGUACCUGACGCUCAACUUCGGGCCCUUCGAAACAGUGCAUCGCUGGCGGCGCCUCCCCCCCUGCGACGAGUUCGUGGGUGCCCGGCGCAGCAAGCACACAGUGGUGGCAUAUAAAGAUGCCAUUUACGUAUUUGGUGGAGACAAUGGAAAGACAAUGCUCAAUGACCUCCUACGGUUUGAUGUGAAGGACUGUUCCUGGUGCAGGGCUUUUACCACCGGCACCCCACCUGCCCCCCGCUACCACCAUUCAGCUGUCGUCUAUGGGAGCAGCAUGUUUGUCUUUGGGGGCUAUACUGGAGACAUUUAUUCCAAUUCUAACUUGAAGAAUAAAAAUGAUCUCUUUGAAUACAAGUUUGCAACUGGCCAGUGGACGGAGUGGAAAAUUGAAGGACGGUUGCCAGUUGCCAGGUCAGCCCAUGGGGCUACGGUGUAUAGUGACAAGCUAUGGGUCUUCGCUGGCUAUGAUGGCAAUGCCAGGCUGAACGACAUGUGGACAAUCGGCCUCCAAGAUCGGGAACUCACAUGCUGGGAGGAGGUGGCCCAGAGUGGCGAGAUCCCGCCAUCUUGCUGCAACUUCCCCGUGGCCGUGUGUCGGGAUAAGAUGUUUGUGUUCUCUGGGCAGAGUGGAGCCAAGAUAACCAACAGUCUCUUCCAGUUUGAAUUCAAGGAUAAAACGUGGACACAUCCUACUGAGCACCUGCUGCGGGGCUCCCCACCACCCCCACAGCGGCGCUAUGGACACACCAUGGUGGCCUUUGACCGCCACCUCUAUGUGUUUGGGGGUGCUGCUGACAACACAUUGCCCAAUGAGCUGCACUGCUACGAUGUGGACUUCCAGACCUGGGAAGUUGUGCAGCCCAGCUCCGAUAGUGAGGUUGGUGGGGCUGAGGUGCCUGAGCGGGCCUCUGCAUCUGAGGAGGCGCUCACCCUGACCUCUGAGGAACGGGGUGGCUUUAAGAAGUCCCGAGAUGUGUUUGGCCUGGACUUUGGCACCACCUCAGCCAAGCAGCCUACCCAGCCUGCCUCAGAGCUUCCCAGUGGGAGACUCUUUCAUGCAGCUGCUGUCAUCUCUGACGCCAUGUAUAUCUUUGGAGGCACCGUGGACAACAACAUUCGGAGUGGAGAGAUGUACAGGUUCCAGUUCUCUUGCUACCCCAAGUGCACGCUGCAUGAAGACUAUGGGCGUUUGUGGGAAAGCCGCCAGUUCUGUGAUGUGGAGUUUGUGCUGGGGGAGAAGGAAGAAUGUGUGCAGGGCCAUGUGGCCAUUGUCACUGCACGGAGCCGCUGGCUACGUAGGAAGAUCAUGCAGGCGCGGGAAUGGCAGGCCCAGAAAUUGGAGGAAGAAGUGGUCCCAGCUCCCAGGGAGGCCCCUGGAGUGGCUGUCAGUGGGGUGCGGCCACCCCUGUUGCGCGUGGCCAUCCGAGAGGCUGAGGCUCGAUCCUUUGAAGUGCUCAUGCUGUUCCUCUACACUGACAAGAUCAAGUACCCGCGGAAAGGCCAUGUGGAGGACGUACUGCUCAUCAUGGAUGUGUACAAGUUGGCGCUGAGCUUCCAGUUGAGCCGCCUGGAGCAGCUGUGUCGGCAGUACAUCGAGGCCUCCGUGGAUCUGCAGAAUGUGCUGGUUGUGUGCGAGAGUGCUGCCAAGCUGCAGCUGGGCCAGCUCAAGGAGCACUGCUUGAACUUCGUGGUGAAGGAGUCCCACUUCAACCAGGUGAUCAUGAUGAAGGAGUUUGAGCACCUCUCGUCUCCAUUGAUUGUGGAGAUUGUACGGCGCAAGCAGCAGCCUCCCCCUCGCACUCCGGAUCAGCCUGUGGACAUUGGCACAUCUCUGAUCCAGGACAUGAAGGCAUAUCUGGAGGGGGCAGGCGCAGAGUUCUGUGACAUCACACUGCUGUUGGAUGGCCACCCAAGGCCAGCCCACAAGGCCAUCCUGGCUGCCCGUUCUAGCUACUUUGAAGCCAUGUUCCGGUCCUUCAUGCCUGAGGAUGGGCAGGUGAACAUCUCCAUUGGGGAAAUGGUGCCCAGCAGGCAAGCUUUUGAAUCCAUGCUACGCUACAUCUACUACGGCGAGGUCAACAUGCCGCCUGAGGACUCGCUCUACCUGUUUGCAGCCCCCUACUACUAUGGCUUCUACAACAACAGGCUGCAAGCGUACUGCAAGCAGAACCUGGAGAUGAAUGUGACUGUGCAGAAUGUGCUGCAGAUCCUGGAAGCAGCUGACAAGACACAGGCACUGGACAUGAAGCGGCACUGCCUGCACAUCAUCGUGCACCAAUUCACCAAGGUCUCCAAGCUGCCCACGCUGCGAUCCCUGAGUCAGCAGUUGCUGCUAGACAUCAUAGACUCUCUGGCUUCCCACAUCUCUGACAAACAGUGUGCAGAGCUGGGUGCUGACAUUUGAGGGCCCCCUGAGAACCCCAUCAAUGUGGAGAAUGAUGAGGCCUGCCCGCUUGGGACACUACAGACUACCCUGGACGUGCUGAUGCCUGCAGAGUGGUUGCACCUGUGAGGCCAAGGGCAAAGGUGCCCAGUUUCCAAAAGGAGCUGAGGGGUGCUGUGGAGCCACACAUACCUCACUUCAUUAAGGGAGUAGUGGAACACCCCCCUUUUCAGCUGGUACCUUCUCCAGGGUGGGAGGUGAGGGCUCAGUGACUGGAACACCACAGGAUAUGGAGGACCUGUCUUACCACCUCAAAGUUGGGGAGAAGCUGAGAGUGUAGACUAGGGGCCGGGCAAGGGCUUUAGGAAGUUUAGCCUUGCCCCCUGACCUGGGUGUGUUGUGGAUUCAGGCAUUAGGUCCUGUUGUCAGGAUCUCUCCAGCACAGGGAGGGUGGCUUGGCAAAAUAACUUGGACUGCACACACCACCCUAGUGAACACCCCCACCAGACUUAGGAAUGGGGAUCGGAGAUGGUAGGUCUAAGAGGAAAGAGCUCUGAGGACCGCUUUCAGUCCACAGGGCAGCCAAGCUGGGCUGGACCUGGCUUUCAGAGGGGCUACUUGUUCUCAGCCCACCUGUGUGCACUUCUGGGUCAGGGAGAAGUCAGCAGAAAUACCCCAGGUAUUUUUUGUCAUAGCCGUGCCUCCAUUAAAGCCACAGCAGUGCUACCUACACAUCUCACUGGCAGUUUCUACCACUGGCCUAUGACCCUUAGUCUGUACAGCCCUAUGCCAUGGCAGACCCCCUGACAUGAGUUCAAACAGUCUUGCCUGUUCUUCUAUCCAUGUUGUUAACUUCUUACCACCACCUGGCCACCAGUCACAAGGGGGAGAAGGGCAGUGGGAGGUGUCCAGGCCUCCCUUCCAGAGCCCUGAGUGGGGUCUGCCCUGCCUCACUCCUGUGCAUCUCCAUUGGGUUCUCAGGGUGUCUUUUUGCCUGGGCUGGAAGGUGAGAAUAGGCCUUUUCAGCUUAGAGCAGUUCCUGUGUGAAUCCAUCCUGAUGCAAGAGGCAUGGUUCUACCUUUCUGGGAACAAGAAUGCAGAAACCACUAUCUUUUCUGCUAAGAAGCUGCAGCUCACCUUGGGGGAAAGGCUCAGCUCUCUUCCUGGCCUUAGAGCUCAUUUUCUUUCCACACAAACAUGGCCUAGCUAUAACUGCAGCACUUGCUGUGGGGCCCCAAGUAGCUGUAUGCAGGUAGAUAGGGGGCCCUGGGUGGCAGUCUGGGUGCCCUUAGACAAGGGUAGCAGAUUCAUAAAACCAACCAACCAGCCAGCCAGCAGGAAGUGGACUGGUGCAAAAUGAGCAGGGGGUGUGCAGCAGGAGUUGAAGCAGGUGGCUGAGCUGAGGGUAGUCCCUUGUGAGGCAGCAGGCUGGAGGUGUUAGUGGGGGACGUCAGCAUCCAGCGUGCCAGCCCAGAGUGCACGACCAUGCAGGCCAGGUGUGAAUCACUUGUGGUGUGCCACAGAGUCAGUUUCCACCAGAUGUGGCUUUUGCCAUUCCUGGAGCAGCCCUAUCUCGUGGAGGGGCUAGGCAGCCUGGAAGCCUCACCAGCAACAACCUGCAAACCCUGCUCUACGCUGACCUUUCUAACUGGUUCCUUGACUCUUUUUUUUCUAGACAUGAUAUAAAUUAUAUACACAGGGCCCUAACAAGUAAAUUUGAGACCACUGUGUGCUAGUUCAGGGACUAGAAAGUCAGUUGGGCACCUUUGGCUAUGUGGCCAUGGAGCAGCAGGGGGAGAUUUUGCUCCUGGCUGUUUACCUUCUUUUCUGAUGGGGACAAGUCCAAUGGUGAGCAGUGUAUGAACUAUCCACCUGACCCACCAGGAAGAUGGAGCCUGUAGGCAGAAGGUUCUUGAGUUUGAAGCCAAAGAUAGCAAGAUCCUGUCUCAAAAACAACAAACAGGUGGGGUGCUGGUGGCUCACAUCCAUAAAACUAGCUACCUGGGAGGAUGAGAUCGGGAGAAUCAAGGUUUGAAACCAACACAGACAAAUCGUUCUGAAGACCCCAUCUCCAAAAAUAGCCACAGCAAAACGGGUUGGAGGUGGGGCUCAAGCCAUACGGCACCUGCUUUGCAGAUGUGAAGCCCUGAGUUCAAA
Messenger RNA from Castor canadensis (American beaver), 4759 nucleotides. It is a transcript of the gene Lztr1, whose product is annotated as leucine zipper like post translational regulator 1. The record is from RefSeq and is a predicted model, not a curated record. Gene Ontology annotation, molecular function: protein binding. NCBI's taxonomy places the organism in Eukaryota, Metazoa, Chordata, Mammalia, Rodentia, Castoridae. Gene Ontology annotation, cellular component: Golgi apparatus.